AAAUUGAUUUUAAACAUAGCCAAACACAGAAAGUUUGAGUUGGAGCAAUGGAGAAUCUUAAUAUUUCGGACCCAGCAGCAGCCGGAGAUGCCGGUCAUGUCCAGCUGAAUGGUCAUAAGCAGGACGCCGGUGAAAAUGCAUUGUUCACCUCACACAUGGCCGUAUUGGAGAAUGGGACUGCACAGUUUAUACUGCGGGCCCUCAAGAUGAAUGGCAGCACAAUGCUGAUUGUCAAUUCAAAGGAAAAUGAGGUAUUCGAUGAGCUGGCUGUGGGCAUGCCCGCACGCGACUCCACCAAAAGCGAUGCACUUUCCUCGACCCUUAUGGGCGGAUACGGCCAAACUGAGUCAUCUGUUCUGGCCGCCAAGCUGAGCAAGCGCUACGGCCGCCAGUUCUUCGUGAGCUUAAACAUUGGAGGAGAUCGUCUGGUGACUCCGUUGUUCGAAAAAUCGCUCGUCACCUACAUGCAGAGCCAUCUGGAUCAUUUCGUAUAGGCCUGUAUCUGCAUAGCCGGCAACUGAUGACACUGCGCCGUGUGGGGGUCACAGGCGUUGGGUGCGUUUAUUUUGGUGAUUGCUGGCGACCCCACGGACGCCGCUCUCUCGCCGAACCGAACUCCAUUCUCCGCUCAGACGACGACAACAACACAGCCCGCGCGACAUGCGUCGAUCGAGUGAGCGCGAACUUUAAAAGUACAACGGAAUUAUUUAGUCUAAUAAAUUUAUUACCCCAAAAAGUAA
Drosophila persimilis is the source of this 740-nucleotide messenger RNA. RefSeq lists its product as uncharacterized. Gene Ontology annotation, biological process: proteasome assembly. NCBI's taxonomy places the organism in Eukaryota, Metazoa, Arthropoda, Insecta, Diptera, Drosophilidae. The transcript has 2 exons. The record is from RefSeq and is a predicted model, not a curated record. Bases 48 to 494 code for a protein of 148 amino acids.